AUUCAUAAACCGACCACGUGAGCACAACAAAAUGGCGGCCGAGGAUACUCUUUCCACUAAAAUUCAAAAUAUUUUGUUCUCUCCUAAUACCCAGCUGCAAACUCCAUACACUACUAAUGAUGUAAUGCGUUUCCUCGGCUCGGGCUACAUGCGUCGUGACGUUAAUCGGGUACUCUACAUGCUUGAGAAGGAGAAAUUCAUAGAGAGAGUAAAAGAGUCUCCGCCUACUUGGAUAUCCUUUGUUACUUACGCCCCUGAUCAAAGGAGUGGAUCAACUCCUAAAAAAGAUGCAUAUAAUAGUGCUGCGGUUCCAGUGGGCGUGUCUGGGGGUGGGGCUUCUCCUGCUCACCAAUCCGAAAUACUCGAAGUGCUAAUACACAGUAGUAACCCUCGUACAGCAACUGAAGUAGCAAGUGAGAUUGGAUUAAGAGGAGCAUCUGCUAUCAAUCCCGACCUCCUGUUAAUGGAAAAGGAGGGGAUUUUACGUAAAGUUUUUCAGUCUAAGGGUCCAAUAUUAUGGGAACUGGCGUCAAGGCCGGAAAGGGCAGGCCCAAGUCCAAACCCCAAGAUAAUGUCACAUGGUUAUAACACAAGAUCAAAGAGACAAUCAAAUAGCUUUAAAUCGCCACCACAACCACCUCAGCAAUCGCCUGUUAAUGUAACAAGAAAACCAGUUCCUCCCUCCAAUUUCUCUCCAUCUUUUAAACAACCACCUGUACUCUCUCCCCCCUCCUCCUUUGCCUCUUCUAAACCUUAUACCGCUAACCAUUUACCCCCUCCUCCUCCUCCUCAAGAGCAUGUCAAUGCCCCAUCAUCAUCAUCAGGUUUCAAAAGUUUCUCUUCUGACACUCGAACUGAUGAAUCACGCUCUCUCAUUUUGCAAUACCUCUCAACCUGUUCUGAGGAGAAGAAGGCAGCUUCCAUAGCAUAUGACUUAGGUAUGUCACGUCAUGAUGUUAAUGCCAUUCUCUAUGCUUUGGAGAGUGAGGGAUUGGUACGUUGUUUUAAAGGAAUAGGUCCUCCAGUUUGGAUCAUGAAGCAGACUAACCCCCCACCAGUGGGCAGGGGGGCAAUGAGACCUAUAAUGGAUAAUACAAGGCAUGGUCCAGGGCCUCAAUCUUUAGGUCGUAAUGUGUCUAUGUCGUCAUCAGCUGCAGCUCCUCAUCCUAACUCGUUCUCUUUCGCUCAAUCUCAAAAUAACGUUGAAAUCAUUUCACCUUCUCUCGCUCCCUCACCUCUCCCUCCUCCUCCUCUCCCUCCUUCUCUCCCUCCUCCUUCUCUCCCUCCCCCUUCUCUCCCUCCUCAUUCUCUCCCUCCUCCUUCUCUCCCUCCUCCUUCUCUCCCUCCUCCUCCUCAUAUUCCUGAUCCCUCUUCCUCUGCUCCUCCUCCUCCUCCUUGUCCCUUAGAGCCAUACUCGUGCUCUCCUGCAGCUGCUGCUCUUGUCAAAAAACUGACUCGCAAUCCGAUAUCAAUCCUGUCAGAAUUCUGUCAAAUAGAAAAGCUUGCUUUCUCUCUCUCUGUAGUCAGGGAGCAUGGUCCAGAUCACUCUAGGACAUUUACCAUUGCUGCUUCUUGUCCUCCAUUUUAUGCCGAAGCUGACGCAACGACCAAGAAAGAAGGAAGAAGAAUGGCAGCAGAACUGGCCUUGCAAAGAAUCCGUGCUUGCAUUGUCGUGGGCAAAAAAGAAAGCACUGGUCCUACUUGGUUUUUAGAUACUACUCCGUCUGCCGAGGGAGAGGAGGAAGAGGAAAGAGCUGGCAAAGACACUGAACUAACUUUUCACGAUCACAUUGACAGUGUAGCUCAUUCACUACACACAAGGUUGGAAUUAGCUCUUGGCUUGCCCCAGCCAGGUCGUAAGGUCAUGGCUUGCUUUAUUAUGGAGGACUCCGAGACUGGACAGCUCGAGGUCGUUUCGUUUGGUACUGGAACGAGAACAGCCUCGGGCGACCUAUUGGAUCUUAAAGGCGAGGUUGUGUUUGAUUCUCAUGCUGAGAUUAUUGCUCGACGCGGUCUUAAAAUGUUCCUUUACCAAGAGCUCCAGGUCUAUUACGAUGGAGGGGACGAUGUUGAGACGAUUUUCGAAGCAAAUGAAGACGGCAAGGAGCUGACUUUGAGAGUAAAGAAAAGCAUAAAAUUUCACUUGUACAUAUCUACUGCACCUUGUGGUGAUGGGGCCCAGUUCUCAAGACUGGACAAUGAUAACCGAUUGCCUCCUCCCCCUGGCUCACCCCAUGUCCCCACUAAUAACGGUAAAUCCCAAGGUGUCCUCAGAACCAAGAUGGAGGGAGGAGAAGGGACCAUACCGAUUGGGCCAGAGACCCAACCACAGACGUGGGAUGGUAUCAUUCAAGGAGGCAGGCUUAGAACAAUGUCAUGCAGUGAUAAGAUUGGCAGCUGGAACGUACUAGGACUUCAAGGAAGUCUCCUUAGUCUUUUUGUGGAGCCUGUCUAUCUCUUCUCUUUAUCUCUCGGCAGUUUACAUCACCACGGUCACCUCUCUCGUGCUGUCUGCUGUCGUUUCCAUGAGCUCGGCCCGUACCUACGGCCUCCUUAUAAGGUCAACCAUCCUCUCCUUGGAAGAGUGAAAGGUGGGGACGAUAUGCCGAGACAUACAGAGAAGACGAGUAAUUUAUCAAUGAAUUGGGUAAUAAACGACGAUAAACCAGAGCUGAAUGACGGGACUACAGGACGUCCCAUCUCCUCCUCUUCUUCCCCGCCUGUGUCCCCUGGUACCUCUCAAUUAUCAAAGAGCAAUCUCUUUAACGAGUUCCUCUCUCUCUCCUCUGUCAGUGGCCAUACUGACCAUCUCCGUGUCCAGAGCUAUGCUGAAGCUAAGAGUCUUGCUGUUGCUUAUCAGGAGGCUAAAGGAUUGCUUCACAAGUAUUGCAUGGAGAAAGGGUAUGGGCUCUGGAUGAAGAAACCUCCAGAAAUUGACCAGUUCAGUCAUAAAGAAGAAUCGAUGGAUGUAUAGAGAAAUUGAAACUAAUGAUUUAUUAAUUUAAUCACUUUCUGUAAAAAUUAAUUAUGAAAUGGGAUGUGGGUGUGGCUCGUUAUUUUGCACCAUUUGCUUACAUACACAUGGCGAGCAAGCGAGUGCUUACAUUUGUAACU
Molecule: messenger RNA, 3114 nt
Organism: Amphimedon queenslandica
Lineage: Eukaryota; Metazoa; Porifera; Demospongiae; Haplosclerida; Niphatidae
Product: double-stranded RNA-specific adenosine deaminase-like
Exons: 3
Coding region: 32-2974 (980 amino acids)
Biological process (GO): adenosine to inosine editing; RNA processing
Cellular component (GO): nucleolus; cytoplasm
Molecular function (GO): double-stranded RNA adenosine deaminase activity; tRNA-specific adenosine deaminase activity; double-stranded RNA binding
Source: RefSeq, a predicted model, not a curated record